GCAUUUUCGGCUGGUUUGAUUCAUCCAUUUUGAAGAGACGGGGGAGCGGGGGGCUCGUCUGAUUCAGGGACCCCGAACCAAGGAGCAGCGGAGUUUGAGACACCAGCAGCUCGGGACUCGGCGGCCGCGGCCUCCUUGGCCGAAGUUCGGGGGGGGUGGGGCGCCGAGUGCGCGGGGUGGGGGGGGUCGUGGUCUUUGGCUUCUCGACUCGGUCCUGUUUGGACAGCGAACAUGUCUCGGCCUGUCAGAAAUAGAAAAGUUGUUGAUUAUUCACAGUUUCAGGAAUCUGAUGAUGCAGAUGAAGAUUAUGGAAGAGAUUCGGGCCCUCCUGCUAAGAAAAUUCGAUCAUCUCCUCGAGAAGCUAAAAAUAAGAGACGAUCUGGAAAGAAUUCACAGGAAGAUAGUGAGGACUCAGAAGAAAAAGAUGUGAAGACUAAGAAGGAUGAUUCUCAUUCAGCAGAGGACAGUGAAGAUGAAAAAGAAGACCAUAAAAACGUGCGCCAACAACGACAGGCAGCAUCUAAAGCAGCUUCUAAACAGCGAGAGAUGCUCAUGGAAGAUGUUGGCAGUGAAGAGGAGCCAGAGGAAGAAGAUGAGGCACCAUUCCAAGAGAAAGAUUCCGGCAGUGAUGAAGAUUUUCUAAUGGAAGAUGAUGAUGAUAGUGACUAUGGCAGUUCAAAAAAGAAAAACAAAAAGAUGGUUAAGAAGUCCAAACCUGAGAGAAAAGAAAAGAAAAUGCCCAAACCCAGGCUAAAGGCUACAGUGACACCAAGUCCAGUGAAAGGCAAAGGGAAAGUGGGUCGCCCCACAGCCUCCAAGGCAUCAAAGGAUAAGACUCCUUCUCCCAAAGAGGAUGACGAGGAACCGGAAAGCCCCGAAGAAAAGAAGACCUCUGCAAGCCCUCCUCCCGAGAAAUCGGGAGAUGAAGGGUCUGAAGAUGAAGCCCAAUCUGGGGAGGAUUAAAAGUGAUGAUAAUGUGGGGAGAGAUUUUAUUAAAAAAAGAAAAAAGAAAAAAAGAGGGUAAAAAAGAGAACCUACUUAAGAUAGAAUAUGGUUCAUGGUUUGGGCUAUGGCUUGACUUUAACGGGCUUUCAGUGCUUUUUCCCAUGUGUUGAAAUAACCUCUCUCUCUCUCUCUCUCUCUCUCUCUCUCUC
Molecule: messenger RNA, 1154 nt
Organism: Perognathus longimembris pacificus (Pacific pocket mouse)
Lineage: Eukaryota; Metazoa; Chordata; Mammalia; Rodentia; Heteromyidae
Gene: Nucks1
Product: nuclear casein kinase and cyclin dependent kinase substrate 1
Exons: 7
Coding region: 232-963 (243 amino acids)
Biological process (GO): double-strand break repair via homologous recombination; interstrand cross-link repair
Cellular component (GO): cytoplasm
Molecular function (GO): double-stranded DNA binding; single-stranded DNA binding
Source: RefSeq, a predicted model, not a curated record